Molecule: messenger RNA, 1374 nt
Organism: Bathycoccus prasinos
Lineage: Eukaryota; Viridiplantae; Chlorophyta; Mamiellophyceae; Mamiellales; Bathycoccaceae
Exons: 1
Coding region: 1-1374 (457 amino acids)
Cellular component (GO): cytoplasm; nucleus
Molecular function (GO): protein folding chaperone; protein-folding chaperone binding
Source: RefSeq, a predicted model, not a curated record
AUGAGGAGGAGGCGCGAGACGCUUCGUCUUCUUCUUCGGCGGGAGGGCUCUUCUUUACUGAAAACGACGAGAAGCACGAGUUCCAGGAUUUUGAGCGGCAGGUGUUGCAGUUUCUGCCGCGUUCGAGCUUCUGGGUGGUCGUCCGAACAAGUGCAACGAAAACGAGAUUCUGUGAGCGAAUGUCUUCGGGAAACAACACUCGAGACAACAUCGCAUCGUCGUCGAAAUUUCAAUCAUCAUCGCGCGAGGACGACCGCCGAUGGUGAUGAGAGUAUAAAACGAGGUAUUCGUGGUGGUGGGCCAGUCGUUGAAGAUUUUAUGAAGAGAAAUGCGACGAGUAGGGGAUUCCAAACCUCCACUCGCGCGAUGCAAUCUUCUUCAUCAGACCCGUACGAAAUAUUAAACGUCCCGAGAGGCACGACAGACGAGGAAGUUUUGAAGAAAGCGUAUCGCGUGCAAGCGUUGAAAUGGCAUCCAGAUCGAAAUCCGGAGAAAAGAGUGGAAGCAGAGGCGAGAUUUAAGAAAGUGAGCGAAGCGUACGAGACGUUGAAGGAUCCGAUGAAACGACAAAGUUACGAGUACGGAUCGGCGUCGAGCGCGAGCGCGAGCGGGAGGUACCGACAGGCGCAACGACAACAGCAACAACAAUAUCAACAGAAACAAUAUAAUCAGCAGCAGCAACAGUACACGUACAGAAGAAGCGAUGAUUUUACGCGAGAAGAUGCGGAUAGAAUUUUUAGGGACGUGUUUGGGACCACGGGUGAGGCUUUCGUGAGGGAAUUUGAACGCCAAAUGCGAAUGAGAGGGUCUAUGGGAUCCACGGGCGGCAUGAACGGCGGCGGGUACGCGCCGUAUGGAAAUUUCCGGAGAGGUGGGCGACCCGCCGGCGCGCCUCCCGGCUUCGACGGCAUAGACAUAGAAGAGUUAGCGAGAGCCGUUUUCGGAGGGAUGCAAGCGAUGACGAGAGGUGCGGCAGCGUUUGGCGCGAGUUACAGCGAAGAAAGAUUCCAAGAUCAAAACGGAAACGUCGUUUCUCGAGUCACGUCAACGGAUAUGCGAACCGGGAAGCGAGAGAUUGUGGAGCGAGUCAUCAGCGGACCAAACGCGGGGAGAGUGGUCAGAAGAUCAUCUUCUGCGGGUGGUGGUAAUACUACUCAACAGCAAUACAGUGGCGGGAGCGAAGAACAAUCGUACGACUACGGCGGACAGAAUCAACACAACAAUCCGCUCGCCUUGAGUCCGCUCGCGGCGCUCGCCACCGUCGCCGCGACGUGGAUGCGCUCCGCCGGCGUUCGAAUGAUUGUCGGUGUCGCGUUCCGAGUGUUAGAAAACGUCGCCAGGUUUGUCAUUCGGAGAAUGCUCGGGGGUAGGUAG